CUAUUAUUAUAAAGUGAAAACAUUAAACUCGCCGUAUCUCGUGUGACGUAAACUUUUUGCUGUUGUUUUUUAUCCUCGCUUACAUAGUAUUUCGUCUCAUUCAGCUCAGUCGUGAGGUUGUUCUUGUUACGGACGCACGCUCCUUAACAAUGAAGCUCCUAACGGUAGUAACAAUCUUCGCGGUUGCGGUUUCAACGCAAGCAAGGACUGCGGUAAGACAGCAGUCUGUCAGUGGACACAUCACAUCGCUGAGCGAUAAGGAUGCCCGCCAGAAGGCCAGUGUCCACCCAGCAUUCGCGAACGCCGGCACAAAGGCUGGACUCGAAAUAUGGAGAAUUGAGAACUUCGAUCCCGUCGCAGUGCCAGCCGCAGAACAUGGAAAGUUCUACAAGGGAGAUUCAUAUAUUGUCCUAAAAACUACAUCAGAUAAAAAAAAGAAUUUAUCCUGGGAUAUCCAUUACUGGAUCGGCAGCGAGUCAUCCCAGGACGAGUCCGGAGCUGCUGCUAUACUGUCUGUGGGUCUGGAUGAUAAAUUCAACGAUAAGGCGAUACAGCACAGAGAAGCCAUGGGUUACGAGAGCCAGCAGUUCCUUGGAUACUUCAAGAAUGGCGCUGUACGUUACCUCGACGGAGGUCACGACUCCGGGUUCAACCACGUGGUCACAAACCCGGGAGCUGAGAAACGACUGUUCCAGGUCAAAGGAAAGAAGAAUAUUAGGGUUAGACAGGUGGAUCCUCUCAUCUCGUCGAUGAACAAAGGCGACGUCUUCAUACUCGAUGUGGACAACAGCAUCCUGGUGUACGUGGGCAGUUCAGCGAAGAAUGUGGAGAAGUUGAAGGCGAUUUCCAUAGCCAAUCAGAUAAGAGAUCAGGAUCACAACGGACGGGGGAAAGUUGAUAUUAUUGACCAAUAUUCUAGUGACGUAGAUGUCGACAAAUUCUUUACUUCGCUGGGUUCUGGAUCCAAAAAUCUGGUGCCAGAUGAAAGUGCCGGCGGAGAUGAUCAGACAUUCGAGAAAAAUGAGGAGCGGUCAGUCGUUUUGUCAGAAGUGUCCGACAGUUCUGGGAAAUUAAAAAUAACUCCACUCACAGGACCCUACCGCCAGGACCAGCUGAAGCCACAAGACACCUACAUACUUGACACUGUCAGCGGCUCAAUCUAUGUGUGGGUUGGGAAACAAGCUUCACCAAAGGAAAAAAGUGAAGCUAUGUCCAAGGCCGAACAAUAUUUGAGCUCAAAGAACUAUCCGUCAUGGGUACACGUGGCGAGGAUUCCACAGGGUACGGAACCCGCUAUAUUCAAGCAAUACUUCACUACGUGGCGUGACGCCGGCAUGUCGCACACACGAUUGGUUCGUUAGUGAAAUUAAAGACAAAUAAAGAAUUCUUAUAGUGA
Molecule: messenger RNA, 1396 nt
Organism: Danaus plexippus (monarch butterfly)
Lineage: Eukaryota; Metazoa; Arthropoda; Insecta; Lepidoptera; Nymphalidae
Product: gelsolin-like
Exons: 12
Coding region: 150-1361 (403 amino acids)
Biological process (GO): actin filament severing; barbed-end actin filament capping; actin polymerization or depolymerization
Cellular component (GO): cytoplasm; actin cytoskeleton
Molecular function (GO): phosphatidylinositol-4,5-bisphosphate binding; actin filament binding
Source: RefSeq, a predicted model, not a curated record